CUCUCACACCUCUCUAUAACUUUCUUCUCCACUGCCUCUACUUUCCUCUCUCUGCACUUUACCUUAAUCCCUAAGUCUUCUUCACCUUCUUCUUCUUCUUCCUUCCAUUUGUUCUGUUAACAAAAAGAACAUUGAAGCCAGGGCUUCAUUCUGUCUACUCUAUGUGUUCUUCAAUGGCAGAGAGUGAGACAGAGUCUAAUUACAGCAAACACCAAAAGUUGGUCCCAGAACAAAACCAUGAAAACCCAAGUAAGUUUUACAAUCAUUUUCUAUACAAAGUUGUUCUAGUUGUAGUUUUCUUUGUUAUUCUCCCACUUUUUCCUUCACAAGCUCCUGAGUUCUUCAACAAAAGUGUACUCACCAGAAGCUGGGAGCUUCUGCACCUUCUCCUUGUUGGCAUAGCAGUCUCUUAUGGGCUUUUUAGCAGAAGAAAUGACAUAACAGAGAAGGAAAACACUAACGCAAAAUUCGAUAAUGCUCAUUCAUAUGUGUCUAGAUUUCUUCAGGUGUCUUCAGUUUUUGAUGAUGAGACUGAAAUUCCAUCUGGCUCUGAUGAGAACAAGGUCCAAUCAUGGAGUAGUCAGUAUUACAGGAACGAACCGGUGGUGGUUGUAGCUCAAGAACACUCUGCUCUUGAUGAUCAGAGAGGUACCGCUUCAAGAAUUGGUGAAAAGCCAUUGCUUUUGCCUGUUAGGAGCUUAAAACAACAUGUUCCUGAUACGGCUAAUAUAGGGUCUGUUAAUGAAUCUAGUGCCAGUUCUGGUUCUCUAAGUAGGUCUAACUCAAGGUCAGGCUCGAGAAGGUUUUCGAGCAAAUUGAAUAACAAGGCUCUAGGUGGUGAAUUUGGAGGGUUGGAUCAUCAAGAAUUGGAGAGUUUGAAGGAAAGUGUUGUGCUUCCUUCUCCAAUUCCAUGGAGAUCAAGAUCAGGAAGGAUUGAUGUGAAGGAAGAAAUUGUUAACAGUCCUCCAAUGGAGGAAUUUGAGCUUAACCGCCAAGAGUCUUGGGGUUCGAGGUCCCAAGGUUCUCGAUCUUCGAGAUCGAAUUCCUUGUCUUCAUCCCCCAAGCUGUCUCCUUCCCCAUCACUUUCGUCUCCAAAGAAGGCAUCUCCUUCGCCUUCAUUGUCAUCGGAGUCUCAAAUGUUUUAUAAGUCAUCAUCAAUGAGACCAAGCAGAGAUGGGGUUUUGUAUGAGAAGGACUUGAGGAGAAGCUUCAAUAGUGAAACAAGGGACUUGGAUAGGAGCAAUGGAGAAUAUGUGAUGGGGGGAGUGAACUCAGGGGUUGAAACCAUGCAUCAAAGCUAUGUUGAUGGUUUAUCAAUGGGGAAAUCAAUGAGAACAAGCAGAGCUGGAGAAAAUAGGGCAGGGGCCUUGAGAUCAGGCAGAGAGAUGGGGGAGUAUGGAUAUGUAAAUGGCAAUGUGGAGAAAAACUUCGAGCAAGUUGAAGAAAAUUUGGUGGAGAAAGCUGCAAGAAAGAGGGUAGGAUUUGAUGAAACUUCUUUUAUUGGGACUGAGAACUUGGGGCAUGAAAGCAUCCCCAACAUGCCAAACUCAGCUUUCAAUGGAUUUUCGGGGGAGGAGAAAGAAGAUUUUCUCGACAGCGUGAUUAUGGAAUCGGAGGAAGAAACAGAAAGUGAGGAUGACAACUUUGGAGGAAGUUUCAUCCAGAAAGACAUUGAAGAGACCCCAAAGCCAACUCCAAGGAAUUUCGUUUCGGCUUCUGGCAGUGGAAGUGAUGGAGGGCCUGAUGUGGAUAAGAAAGCUGAUGAGUUCAUAGCCAAAUUCAGGGAGCAGAUUAGGCUUCAGAGAAUAGAUUCUAUCAAGAAAUCGAGUGCUCAGAUUAGUAGAAACUUGUCAAGGUAAACAGGAUGAAUUAAUUAAACUUGGUGAUUAUAGUUCCCUUUCCUUGGGUUUUAUGUUCCAAUUGACUUGGUAUCAUAGCUUGUGUUUCAAAAUUAUAAUCAUGGUAUACAAAGAUUUAUAUGUUUUCUUUUUUCUUUUUC
Prunus mume (Japanese apricot) is the source of this 1999-nucleotide messenger RNA. RefSeq names its product hydroxyproline-rich glycoprotein family protein. The record is from RefSeq and is a predicted model, not a curated record. Lineage: Eukaryota; Viridiplantae; Streptophyta; Magnoliopsida; Rosales; Rosaceae.